AUGUCGUUAUCAACUACAAACUCAAGCAUUACUACAAUAGAAUUAAGUAAACCUGAUAUAGCUAUUAGUUAUAUAGGUCGUUUUUGGCUUUUUCUCAUACCAACUACUUUAUCAAUUGUGUGCUGUUUGUUUCUUCUUUUUCAUCUUUUAUUUGAUCGAACUCUUCGUCAUGCAUUACAUAAUCAUGUAAUAAUAGUUCUCAUAUUCAUGUGUCUUAUAUGGGCAAUGACUGUUGCUCCUGCUACGAUGCAUGUUUAUUUAUUCAAUAUAGUUUGGUCACAAACUCCAACAUUUUGUAUGAUUUGGAAGUUUCUUGAUUCAUGUAUUUAUACAUCAAUAGCCAAAUUGGUAGCAUGGGCUUCAAUUGAACGACAUAUUAUUAUAUUUCAUAACAAAUGGGUAUCAACAAAAAUAAAACGUCUUUUGUUCCAUUAUACUCCAUUAUUACUAAUUGUUAUAUGUGAUAUCAUUUGUUAUGCAAUAAUAACUCCAAUGAAUGACUGCAACAGAAAAUUCUCUUAUACAAAACCAUUCUGUGAUUAUUCUAGUUGUAUGUAUAAUAGUAUAUCAUUUAUGCAUUUUGAAUCUUUUACUGGUGCAGUUAUACCAUCUUUGAUUAUUGCAUUUGGUAGCUUUUUUCUUGUCUUACGUGCCAUUUGUCAGAAAUGUCGUUUUCAUCGACAAGUUCAUUGGUGA
Molecule: messenger RNA, 696 nt
Organism: Adineta steineri
Lineage: Eukaryota; Metazoa; Rotifera; Eurotatoria; Adinetida; Adinetidae
Source: the annotation of a GenBank genome assembly